This is a messenger RNA of Symsagittifera roscoffensis, 4449 nucleotides long. RefSeq lists its product as uncharacterized. The record is from RefSeq and is a predicted model, not a curated record. NCBI's taxonomy places the organism in Eukaryota, Metazoa, Xenacoelomorpha, Acoela, Convolutidae. The transcript has 3 exons. The coding region runs from base 2024 to 4336 and encodes 770 amino acids.
AGAAUUUAAUUGUUUAUUCAAACAGCCAUUAGCAAUACUGCUGCAGGUCUUACUGAUUCAGCAUAUGUAAAUUCAAUAGUCUUCCAAUGUUGACCGGUUAGUACUUAAUCUGUACUUUUUCCUAACAUAUUUUCUAACAGAAAUCGCCCAAGGGGGCAAAAUUGUUGUUUAUACUAUUCCUAUUCUCGCCCUGACGGUUAUGGCGAAUUAGUUAGUAUAUUCUGGGUUGUUUGUUAGUGUUAUAACAAACUACCAACUGAAACUUAUCCCCGCCAAUUCCCACACCGGAAGUUUCAAAACUAACCGAAAAGAGUCAAUCUUCUCGAAGCUGUUUUUGAGAAGAAGACAUGGGAUCAUGUGGCUCUCAGGUUGUUACACGGAGCGUGGCUGAUAUAAAAAUAACAACCCCCAGGUUAUAACUAGUUAAUGGAACCAGUACUAUCUACGCGGAUGUCUGGAAUAUUAUUAAUUUAUUUACCAGCUCAGAAACCUAAUGGCGAAAAGGUUCUCAGCCGCACACCAAUUUAUUCAACCAUUAUAUAUGUAUAUUAUUCUUAGAAGGUUUCAGAAGUUAUCAUCUUCCUAAGGCAUAUAAAUUCUAACAACAGAAAUUACUAACUGCUUGCGGUCCCUCUGGCACAGAAUGUUCCGACUACUGUUUUCCAAAAAUAACUCCAUUUCGAUUAUGCUCCAAGAAUAAUUAAAGCUGCAAGCUUGUUUUUUAUUCACUGAGCAUUCAAUUUGAUUUACAGAACGCUGUUGGCCGAUAAUUUAAAAACUAUUUUUUAACAUUAACCUUCAUUAAAACAAUGUCUGUAAUUUAGAGCGAUUAUUCGUAGAGUUACCAAAAGGUGAACUCAGAGAAGCAAAAACCGCAGACUCAACCUAACUUCUUGGAUUGUUUUUCGGAACAGCAAAUUUCUCGUGACUAUUCUCGAUCCAAUUAAAAUUACCUGAAGUUCUACUGCUGAACACAUGUUUACGUUUUGACUGUUCUACUAGAAAGCAAAUAGCCAACGACUUUAACUUCGACUAAGCUACUACAGUCUUACGAUUUUAAGUCUUCGGAAUCUUUGAUUUGCGGCUGCCUUUCAAAGAUGACCUGAAGGCACUUUUAUUUUUAAAAGGCGCCAGACACUCGGACUAUUAGAGAAUUGUUUGCAGUCGAUUAUUGUUUCAUUUAACAACUCUACAAAGAUAGUCUGUAACAGAAAAAGGAGCUUAUCGUACUCGGAUUAAUUUUCAUCCUUUCAAAGAGUUUCAGCCUGUUUGGUAUGACUGGUAAUCACCUAAGUAUUAGUUUGGCUACAACAUAUUUACGCUUAAGUUUCGCUUUAUAAACAAAGUGGUCCAAAAGGUAUCCAUUUAGAUUAGAGAGACAUUAGUCAUUGUCCUUUGACGUCGUUGAGUCGAGUUGGCCCUGUUAUUUCACGUUUUUCUGUUGAUUGGCAAUCAUGGUAUCAGUGAGUAAUCAGUUUCAGUUUCGGCAAUCGAAUGACGGACGCCAUGACAUCUCCUGUACCUGUUCUGUAAUGUUUAUUUGGUAAACUAUCGUUCCUCGACAGAAACUCCUAAAUGAAUUCUCAAUUCUGACCAUUUCUUUUUGAGAUGAUGACUGUUACUCAUUUUCAUCACUCACUUUUACUCUGAAGACGUUUUAGAUCCAAGGAAAGUAAUAACAAAACUCAGUCAUCGUAAAUAUUUACGAAUUCACGUGACAACUUACUUAACUCUUUAGAUUCCUUUCCUUAACUUCGAAGCAGACUCCUUUGUAGUGGAACUUUUUAUCAAAACAGCAAAAGCAACAACCAUUUUCCCAUUUUCGAUAGCUAUUUCUAACAAUUGUCCAUAAAAACCGAAUUUUCAUCAUUAUCAAUUUUUCAAAAAUCGAUAUUACAGCUUUCAAAAAGCCAUCUACUUGUAAGUACUUUAACAUCAAAGACCAGUUAGUUCGUCUCUCACAGAAUUGUUAGUAAAAAUUACUAGAUAUUGAGCAGUCUAAAUAAGAGUAGAGAGCGGAAAAAUGAUGGAUUGGAGUUGGGUAGAGUUGGAGCGACAGAUGAUGGAUCUGAAGAGAGACAUUACAGUCCCCUCCCCCGCGACAGGAGAAUCAACAGAAGGGGGGUCACUACAAGGACAAGGGGGUCAGAAUAGAACUGUGGAAGAGAAGUUCCAGGCAUGUUUGGCUCUUUUGGACACUCUCAGAGCACAACAACAACAAAAUCAUCAUGACCAUCAUGGUAAACAUGAGGGACAUACACACAUACAAUCCGCCUCUUCAAACGCAUCUUCUUUGUCUGCCGAGGAACCGUUCUUCAUCACGCGAUCAGCGAAUACACGAGAGACAUUGGACAGCAACCCUGAAGGUAGAAAAAGCUGCGAUGAGAUGAGAGCGUGUGUGAGUUGGAACAACUGUUCCCUCCCUCCACAGAAGACAAAAACCAAACAUAAUAAACACAGAGGGUAUUCAGACAACACGCAUCAACAUGGAAAUCAUCAUAACUCCCUCGAAACAUCAGCAGUAGAGUGGGAAGAAAGGAACAGUAACGGUUCUUGUGGACCUCCUUGUUUCCACAGAAUCCACUCCGAGGAGUUGCAAACUCCCUUUCAGAAGCAAAAGAACCAAGUUCGAACUGCUGUUCUAUCCCGCAUCGACCGCAAUAGCAGCAAAACUAUCACUUCUGACAAACAGCUUUUUGUUAAUCAUGGUGCUUUUACAGACAGUUCAAACUUAAGUUCCCAAAAGGGAGUUGACCAAGAUAGCGGGUGUGCAUGUUCGCCGGAAACGUCCACUAAGCUGAUAAAAGUUGCAAACCAUCGCAACGGUCAUUCAGAGAUUCACGCCGAAAUUCCUCAUCAUAACCCUAAGUCAUAUCAGAACCCUUUUGAGAAUCACUCAAUCAAGAACUGUUUAGACAAUCAUGAGUCAGAACUCGAUUGCGAAAAUGGUUCAGUACUUUGCAGCUGCAGAUCAAAGACAAUGACAAGUUUUAGUCCUAAUCAUCACGAGAAACGACGCAAUAGUUUGGACUGCGACAACUUGAGACAAUUUUGGGAUCGUGGGCACCAACAUCUACGAAUGUCUAACAUAAUUGUACAUAAUGAACCAUCUAAUAAUGUGCAAUGUAGUUGUGGAGGAUCGAGUCAGACUACAAAUGAUGAUGAUGACCAAGAAAAUGACAAUUAUAAAGUCAAUGAUAACAAUUAUGAUUACACUUAUGACGACUGUGAUGCAAGCAAGAGCCAAGAGAACGAAUGUUGCUGUGAUUGUGAGGACUACUGCAGUCUGAGUCUCUGUUCGGAUGGUCAAGACAGUGACUCAUCGUGCUCCUGCUGCAGUUGCUCCGACAUCUCCGUCGCAUCGGAAGGAACACAAACAGAACAUUUCAACCUGUAUUACGAAUCUGUGCAGGAAGAGAAAGAAGCAGAAGAAAAUGACUGUUGUUGCACUUGUGAAUUUUCCCCUUCACGCUCGUUGGACCCUUCAAAGACACCCAUUCAAUUGCCACCUGUCCCGCCAGUACGACAACAUUCGAACAAUCACAGUCAGCCGAGUGACGUCAUUAUGAGGAAACACUUCUCGACAUUUAACCCACCAAUUCAGCAGAGUCCGAGACAGACGCCUCUACCACCAUCAUCUCACUUCAACCGGAGGUCAUACUCCAACGAAAUCUACAGUCUCGCCCCACAUUGCGAAGAGCAAGUAGUCACUACCAAUUUAGACUACUGUGUAGACUCCUACACAGAUUACGAAGAGGCAACGCUCAGACCCCAAAAACAUCAAACGAUAGAUUCCAACCCCUUAGAAGUUUAUAUCGAAGACCCUAUCUCCAGCAACCGCAACAGUUUCCUUUCAACAUUCGCGGGAUCCCAGAGUGGAAACGCCCCUGUUGCGAGGUGUACCUUGAGCAUAGACACUGAUACUCUAUAUCAGAAGCAGUACUCAAACGAGCAGGCUUUGAGGAAUCAAUGCAACAUGCAGAGCUUCAACAGCAUCACCACUCCUUCUUGUAACGGUAGUUGGGGUACAAAGAGCGCAAUCAACAACAACCCUUACUGUUCGCCCAUGGUCGCCAGAAGACUCCUGGCACAUCAGACCCACAGCAGUUCCCACAGUCUGGUUAGGACUCGCUACGGCAGUCUGGACAAUAUAAAUGAAACUAUGGAGCAACACGACGACAGUCUCUCUGAGACUUCAACUGAUUUCCAGACGGCAGGCGAGACUCUCAACAUCGGCAAAAGUGACACACUCACAAAGAAGAUGAAGAACAAAUGGAGGAUGAUGAGACGUGCAAUUAAAAGAGCACCUAGUUUGAGAAAGAACUCAAAAGACUAAAGAACUCAAACUUAGCGUUGCAGGACAUUUUGCAUACAUACCAACAACGUGUUUUUCAAUUUCAAAUCCAAUAUACUGAAUUAGUUAAAUUAAAAAUGUUUGACGAGGUUUUG